AGGUUAUUUAAGUUAGUCCACUGAGGAAUCGCGUUAGUCACAUCAAGUGAAACUGUAAGAGCAACACGAUGUUUUCGCACCGAGGAUUAUUCUUAGCAGUGACUAUCUCAUUAGCAAGUAUCGUACUUGCUAAUGUCCUCGUUCAACCCGGGUAUGAACAUCAAUACGAUAGGAAUCCACGCUAUUUGCAACAUCAGUCUGUUUCGCAGCCCUGGAUAAAAUCUCCAACUGAGCAAUAUCGCGCAGACCAAUUACCGAACCAGGAAUCAACGCAAUAUCUUUCGGGAGUUCAGACGGUGUAUCCCUAUGAAUCGAACCAAGCCGAUGCUCGUUCGCAUGUGUUAAGCUAUCCAUAUCAUCCAUCGUACCACCAUUAUCUACCAAGGCCACACCAUGUGCAUUUCGCAAGAAUAGGAGGUCAUGGAUAUGUACGGCCCUCGGUGUAUGUCGGCCAUCCUCAAUCUUUGAUGGUACACAACCGAAGGAAAAGAUCGGAUUCUGCAAGCACUAAAUCGAGUAAAUCUGAGGUCGUUGCACAUGACAAGGAUGUGACCGCGAAGUCGCCCUUAACUGACGCCAAGCAUCCUACAACCAUCGACUCGUUACUUCCAGAACAUGAGCCUACUGAUACUACUGAGAAGCGGGUGGAAAACCGUCAGAUUAAUGACUAUGUAACAAAUCCACGUUCAUUCGGUUUUUACACGGAAAAUAUGCACCCUGGACGUACAUACAACAUGCCCUUCGCCAAGACAAUGCAAAGUAUGAUUCAAUGGUUUUAUACAAAUCAUUAUACGCAACCUUCAUACGUCGCCCAAGACGAGGAAAUCAUAAAUAUGAACACGAUCAACACGGCAGAGCCAAGCCAGCACAAGACAUUACAAAUUCCUUUUUACUCUGAAAUGACACCGAAAGCUUACCAAUAUACCGAUACGGCGGCAACACCUACUUCUGUACAAUCUCAACCACCUUUCGUUACCUAUGUGCAAAAUCCAUACAUUAUGAAACGACAACAGACCGUGCCCAAAUUAUAAUUUUAACUAUUUAUUAUAAUUAUCCGAGGUAUUGGAACAAUGAUUGGAGCAAUGAAGGGGGAAUAGAGGAUUACUUUAUCCAGUUCAGCAAGAUAAACGGCACUUUACCUCCUCCUAGGCUUGGAUAAGAACCACUGGAGAUAAACGGAAAACAAUGAUGCCUUGCGAUCCAUUUUACCCGCAUUGGGAGAACGCUCAUACUCGAAUAAGUGUCAAAGACGAAAGAUUCAACGACUACAAAUAUACACCGCCUUAAAAAACGUUUACUAAAGUUUUCGAGUAGUAAGUGUUAUACACAGAUAUGACUCUGUUAUCAAUUUCUGCCACGUUACCUUGAAGCAACGAGUUGAUUGAUCGUAAUGGUUUUCAUGUUCUAUUUAUUACACUUAAUUACUAUUAUACCAUGCACUCUCAGAAAGGAUUUCUAAUAACGAGACAAAAAAUAUUCUUAACAUGUUUAAUGUCAUCAUAACCUGAAGCAGUAUAAAAAUAAAACAAUAUUAAGAUUAAA
This is a messenger RNA of Temnothorax curvispinosus, 1542 nucleotides long. RefSeq lists its product as uncharacterized. The record is from RefSeq and is a predicted model, not a curated record. The transcript is spliced from 5 exons. Bases 69 to 1031 code for a protein of 320 amino acids. Lineage: Eukaryota; Metazoa; Arthropoda; Insecta; Hymenoptera; Formicidae.